AUGGAUAAUAACGGUUCUAAGAACAAGACUAGAGUCAAGGCUCUGCGGCUUCAGCAUCUGCCUCCUGAUAUCCUAAGUGAUGUAUUGUCACGGCUGGAGUUCAAAGAAGCUGCUCGAAUGAGCAUACUGUCUCGUAAGUGGCGACGCCUUUGGAGAUGCUACGAGAACCUGGUGUUCACUAGGGAGACGAUGUUCAGCAGCGGCAGCAAUGCAGUCAGGAACCGACACAAAGCGGUUCCAGUGGUUCUUCUGUUAGAUCAUUGUGCCUCAUGUUUCACAAAUCUCAAGAAGCUCAAGCUCGACGGAGUGUCGGUCCCUGGACAUCUCCAGUGCCUGUUGCCAGAGUGUGCCGUUCUUGAGUGGCUAAGCAUCGUGCGUUGUACCCUGCACGGCCUGCAAACGUCGCAGCCAUUGUAUCGGUUGCGCUACUUGCGCGUGCAACAUUGCGAAGGGAUGCGAAAGGUUGAGAUCCAAGUUCCAAACUUUGAUGUAUUCAAGUUUCACGACAGUCCGAUGGCAAUUGUGCUCAAUGGAUGCUUGGCCCUAGCAGAGGCAACUGUUGCGCUGCUAGCAUCGUCUGAUUGUUUUAACCAUGCCUUCACAGUGCUUCCAAGUGGUAUUCCUCAUGCGCGGAAACUCAACAUGGAACUUAUCAUGUGCGGAAACACCAAGAUGCAAGAAUUUACAAAAUGCCCUACCGUGUUCUUCAACCUCAAGCAUCUUGUCUUAACCAUGGAGAUGUUUAGACAUCAUGAUGAGCACACUGGUGGUAUUAUUCGUCUUGCUUACCUUUUGGAGUUGGCUCCAGUUUUGGAAGAACUGGAACUGCAUCUGGAGUGGCAUGGCACGGGGCAAUUUAUCCUGUGGGACUUGAGGACAUACUGCCCCAGAGCCCCAGAGGCCACACAAUCAUCUGAAGGUGCUUCGGAUCACUGGAGUGUACAGCUACAAGAGUCUGUUUGA
Molecule: messenger RNA, 963 nt
Organism: Miscanthus lutarioriparius
Lineage: Eukaryota; Viridiplantae; Streptophyta; Magnoliopsida; Poales; Poaceae
Source: the annotation of a GenBank genome assembly